Molecule: messenger RNA, 992 nt
Organism: Paramuricea clavata
Lineage: Eukaryota; Metazoa; Cnidaria; Anthozoa; Malacalcyonacea; Plexauridae
Source: the annotation of a GenBank genome assembly
GUCCAGAACUCCGGCCCAUACAAAUCGAAACAGCAAGGAAACGGAAGCGGAUACGAUCGUCAAGGCGGAGGACGCGAUAGAAGACCGAGGACGUUCGACAAUGGAGCGAAGACAACCGACAACGGAAAGCGUGAACGAAACGAACGGAACGCGGCGGAUAACGAUGCACGCUCAUGGAACGGCGGAAACAAAAGCGGCCCGUGGCAAAGAAGACAGAAGCGCUGCAGAAGAUGCGGAUCGCUCGAGCAUAACGUGAAUUCUUGCGAAACGUCUCCCUCCGUCAAGUGCUUCCAUUGCGGAUAUUCCGGCCACCUCGGUUCCGCCUGUCUAAAGUUCCAAAGCGGUAAUGUUAAAGCGGUACGCCCCCCCUCCCCUUCUCCUGCCCAAGAUCCGAUUAACGAUUCAGAAACCGAUAGCGAUUGACAAUCUGGGGGAUGGAUCACCGCCGUGGGUGAUCCAAACCUGAGCCCCAGACUUGAAAUGACAAUCACGGACGGAACCACCAAUAAAAGUUUCAAAUAUUAUUGUCUCGCUGACACGGGUUCCGAAGCUACCCUGAUCUCAAGGAAUCUGGUCGAUUCACAUGGCUUGACUCUGCUCCCCGGAAACGGGAUAUCGUUGGUAACCGCGAAUCUGUCCCCCCUGAAAUGCGAUGGAAAAGUACGCGUACGCUUGUCGACAAAAGGCAGAAACACCGUGGAAGCCGAAGCCGCCGUCUGCCAAAACAUGGGGACCGACGUGAUUCUCGGGAGGCACAUCCUAACCCUUCUGUCGGUAAUACCUCGCAAUUUCCCGAAUGUCGUCGCGAGCGUCAGGCCAUACAUCGAAAGCCUGAUCUCCGAAUUUCCGGAAACUCUGUCGGAUCGUCUCCAUCAACGUUCAAUGAAAGGAAAGCCGAUGCGUAUAUUCCUAAAAGACGACGCCAAAAUCUUCCCCACACGCAGACUCACGGCCAGGCAGAUCCCACUCGCCAGACAGGAGGAAGCCGAUAA